UCGGGACGGCAUGUAAAGUUGCGGUUUAUUUGUGCAAUCAAUUGUAAACUUCGAGAAAAGACAUAGGAGAAAAAUAAAAUAGUAUAGUUAGCCACAUACUAUUCUAUUGUCUUGAAAAGAUACAAGUGAGAUAAAAAUGGAGGAAGUAGAAAAUGAGCAGGAGUACAAAAGAUCUAAGGAUCGUAGUCCAUCACCGGGUGUCAAAUCAACCGCCGUGGUCAAAUACACAGCAUUUCAAAGUCCCGUCGGCUAUGCUCGGCUGCAAUGCAAUACAGACUUGAAUCUCCCCCCAUCCAACUGGGGAGCAGCCAUAGAUUCCUAUGGCUUGAAGCAGAUUUUGACCUCUGGCACUGGUUUGUCUAGCUUCAGGAUGGCCCACAUGUUCCCCGAUUGUGUCGGAGAGGUGGACGUCAUAUCAGGUGCUGAAUGCAUCAAGAAGUUGCUUAAGUUGCCAUAUCAGCCUAAUGGGACGGUGAGUAUGAUGGUGCACCGAGUGGAGAACACACUUUUGGUGGACGACUUUGAUGUUUACGACUACCUGAUGAAGUCCGAGUGGUCCUGGCUCAAGGAUUUCUUCUACGAGAAUAUAUUGAAGACCAUGUCGGAGAAGGAACGUAUGAUGGUGACGGCAUGCAGCGCUCCCAGCUCAGCGCUGCUGACUCACAGCUUCCUGUCGCAGAGUGUGCUGCCCCCGCCCCCCACUCCGCGCCCACACCCCGACACACAUCACAUCACAGGUCCAUUCCUCCCUGAGCCGGAGACCAAAUCGGACGAGAUACCAAAAGAACAUUUGUACAACCGCAACGUUCUAUGGACGUUCGAGGACAUUCAUAUGCUGAUAGGCUCCGACCUCCCGAUCUUCGGGGACAAAGACCGGCCCUGCGUCAGUUUGCGACUACGGGACGCCAAGGACCCUAUAAACGUAUUGACCGGAAUAGAUUAUUGGCUCGACAACCUUAUGUGUAACGUCCCAGAAGUGCUAAUGUGUUACCACCACGACGGAAUAGUCCAGAAAUACGAACCUAUGAAGACUGAAGACUUACCAAACAUGGAACAUUCUAGAUUCUCCCCGAAAGUAGUGAGAAAUGUCGCUCAGAAUAUCUUGUCCUUCUUAAAAGCGAACGCAACAAAAGCAGGACAUACAUAUUGGUUGUUCAAAGGGCCACAGGACGAGAUAGUGAAGUUGUACGAUCUGUCCAGCUUAUGUCCGGACAAUUUGGACAAUCCGUUCACGACACCGGUGGCAAUGUUGUUGUACAGAGUGGCGAGGAAUAUGCGUUUGACGAAUAGAACGAGACAUGUGAGGCAGUUGUUGGAACACGUGAUCGAGUUGUUGAAGGUGGAAAGUCAUCCGCAGAUAGUUGCCUCCUCGCAUUACAUGCUGUCGGAUUUGUAUGUUCCCGCUACCACUAAUCCGGCCUCUCCCAAUUUCAAAGAAGAAAGUUCAGACUCUGACAACGAAGAUCCUGAUUACGCGAAAUGCGCAGAAUUCAUGAAAGACUUGUCGAGUGAGCGAGACGACAGCACCUCAGAGAAUGUGUGCGAGAAGGACAGCAAUAUUGUAAAAGAUGACAGUGGAAAAACUGAGGAGACCUCCGAAGAAGUAGUCAUAGGAAAUGAGAAUGGAGAAGAGGAAGAAAAUGGGGAAGAAAAGGUGGAGAAAGUAGGGGAUAGUGAGGGGGGAGAGGUAGAUAGUAACAAAUUGGCGCUGUUGACAAGAGGACUGGCUUUGAGCAAUAUUGGGGAUCGAAUGAAGAGCAAGAAGGAGAACGAAAAAAGCAGUACUUCAAGUAAUAAAUUAGGUUCCGGGGCAGCGGACAGGUGCGGGCGGGCACUCAAACACGCGUUACGGGGACUUCUAGCCUUACACAACGUCACUAUGAGGAAAUGUCAGGAAGAAGAACGCGAGCGACUGAAACAACAAAUAAUAAUAGAGGAGCAACAUCCCAAAAUGGCGAACCCGUCCGAACCAAUCAAAAUGGACUACGAACCAAUCGCAAAGGGGACGCAAAACCAACGCGGGCGCCGUCGCAAACGCGAUCGGAAAACUACUGAGAAAUCACCAAACGCCCUGAUAGAAUCCACUCCGGGCGUAGACAAGAACGCUAUACUGAUACGGAAGGAGAAAAACACAUAUCCGACAUGGCAAGAGCCGAAUAGAGAUGACAACUUUGCCUGGAAGUUGCAUUUGAAAACUUUAUUAUACGAAAAGAUAUGCCUCGCGUAUGCAACGUUGGCGGAAUUUUCGUAUGCGAACGAACAGUACGGCUUCUCGUUGAAAUAUAUCGAUAUGGCGAGCAAAUGUCAAAAGUUGUUAUCGAAUAUGAUAAUAAAAAGUCGGGUGGUCGACGCUAGCUGUCUGAUAGGGAGGGUGGGGGACAAUUUCUUUCAGUUGAGCAAGCAUUGGCACAGAUUGGAACAGUUUAAGAAGCAGUUUGAGACGGACCACGAUAUAGAUAGUAAGAUGAGGUUGGAGAUUGAGAAUGACAUGGCCGAGGAGGUAGAUGGCGUUGCCGGCGAUGAGUUUGACCUUGAUAUAAAUCUGCCAAGCAACGAAGCGGACUCAAUGCUACUCUCGUGUAGUUAUUACCGGCGGGCGUUGAGGGCCGCGAACGACAAGCGCGGCGAGCUGCUGAGGAGGCUGGCUUCUGUGAAUAAUGAGCUGGCUGUGCGGUACAUGAACGAUGGACAACAAAUCUUCAUGAAGUACGUGGAAGAGGAGAAUCAAAAGGACCCGAAGGCCAAGCUCCUUCUCCGCCAAUUCACGAACAUGUCCAAACGUUCGGCAGAGUGUCUCGACGAGGCGACCAAGAUAUUUGAAGAAGUCCACGAUGUGCCAAACUUGGCCCUACUUUAUUGCAACAAGGCCAGGUAUAUGAGGUUUAAGGCCCAUUGCGACCAGGGGGGCUUCAACACAGACAAGCGUGGCCUGUACAGCCAAGCGGAGGAGCUGUACACAACGGCCCUCAAGCUGCUCGGCGGCCGCGAGAGCUGCGGCGCCCGCGCCGUGUGGGACCUGGUGGCCUGGGAGCUCUCCUGCCAUCUCUACACCACCGCUGUGCUCAUGCAGGACAAUCCUAGAUUUAAUGAGGCGAAUGAAGUGGCUGAAGCUUUUCGUCACGCCCUGAAACACUGCCAUCUGUCGUCCGGACCUCGACAAUAUUUGUAUCAGUUCAGAGCCGCAAUGAUUUAUCACCGAUUGGGUUCGCUGUACCACUCGCAAUACAGGUUAACGAGAGAAGAGGGUCCGCGCCGGCGCACUCUGUUCGCGCGCACGCACGCGAGCUACGCGCGCGCCGCAACCGCGCUCGCCGCGCUCGGCGACGGCGCCGGCUUCCUCGCCGCGCAGCUCGAGCAUGUCGCCUUGCUCGAGGCUCAGGCCGCUGUGACACCUAACCUCAAACUGAAGUCGCUCCAAUCGGCCAUCCAGCUGUUACGCCAAUGCCACUCCAUAAUGAAACUGAUCAAGGAAAGGGACACGGAAGACCAGAAGGAAGUCCCGAAAAGCGAAGACAUAGACGAAAAGUCUUCGAGAAACGAGCACAGCCUACUAUCUCUAUACGAAUGUCGGUUACAUUACAUACUAAAGAGUAUUAUCCAAUAUUGUAGAUCGAAAUCUAAUAAAGAUUAUGAGAAAAUGACGGACAUGUACAAGAAAUUGUAUUGUGCAAGUUUGAAAAUAAGAAAAGACGAAGAUAUUAGGUUGUAUGCGAGCAGUAUCUGUGAUGUUUUGGUGGCUAUGGACGGGAUUUGCAAGGAGUUUGAAUAGUUACGUGUGCAAAUUAUUGGCUAUUUAAUAUACAGAAUAGAGGUAUUUAAUUAACGAAACGGGAUAUUUUUUUUGUCAGUUGGGAUAGUUGUGUGAGUAAAAAUAUGUGUAUAUUAUAUUACAAUUCACACAAUGAAACACGAUUCUGUUUAUCGAAUGUUUUGAUAAAUUUUAAGUAUUUUUCAAAAUCUUAUCAAAGUAUAAUCGAAAUCCUUUAACUGCAAAAAAUGUGAUGUCACUCGUUAUCACUGUCAAAUAUAUUAUUGUUUUUGACGUUUUGAUCUAAAUAAAAAAAUGGAUUUUGACGGCAAAUACCUUUUUUACCAAAACUGUGACUUGUUGCAAAUAGCCAAUUGAAGUGUAAUGUAAUAUUUUUAUUAUAACGUAGUAUAAAAGGGCCGUAGUCAUAUCAUCGCACCGCUCCACCCGAUGACCUGACAAAAUAAUGUUCACCGAAAAGUGAGCUUUAAAACGUCGACUGUAGACAUAGUUUACAUUGACAAAACGAGAGCUGCCAGUAUUUUAGUACGAUGCUCGAUUGUUGUCAAUGAAAAGUAUGUCUUCAGCAGACGCAAUAAAGCUCACAUUUCUAUGAAUAGUUAAUUCGACUAUGGCCUUUAAUUUUAAUAAACUUUAAUGAAUUUCACCGUCACAAAAAAUGUCUCUCGAAUCAAUUCAACUCAAUCUUGGAUGUAGUAUAUUUUUUUAAUUAUUAUUUAUACCUAUUUCAUAGUUCAGUUUAGUUCUAUUUAUAUACUUCCUAGUGAUUUUGUAAUGUGAAGAGAAAAAUGUAUUGUUGAUCUUUCUAGAAUGUUAUGACCAUAGAUUUAGUAUAUAGCUGUUAUGAUUAUAACUAAUUACACUUUUGUGAUAGUUUAAUGAAUUCUCAAUCAGAUUUUUUAUUUAAGAAUCUGUUUUGUUGACAUACCUCUAUUUUAUGUCGCGUUAUGAUGAUCCGACGUUGGCGAAUUGCAGCUUUGUAGUCAUACAAAUAAAGUUCAAAGUUGAGAAGCAAUAUUUUUGUUAUUACACAUUCGCUCAACAAUUUUGAGCUUUAUAAGUAUGUCACAGAGUUGAAAUUCGCAAACGUCGAAUUCUAACACAACGUAGAAAAAGCAACCAAGGGAUUACAGAUGAAUGAUUGAGGUAAUUGUUUAUUUUAUUAGCUGUACAAAUGUUGCCAGUAUAGAAUGAUAAAUUUACCGAUUGCAAACAAGAUAAAAUUAAACUAAUUGUUGAAUGUAAUCUCGGUGCCAUUGAAGUAACAGGUUGUGUUGCCAUUUACAAAUCGUUAUUUCACGUUGUCAUAUUUCGAAUGAGUCUAAAUAGAAGCUAAUACAUACAUACGAGGGUCAGUGCCCUGUUAUCCUCUCUGUCAGAAUAUAAGUUACCGUCUCGUAUGUUUUAGUCAUAGAGAGUGCCUGCAGAUGUAGAACGAAAGACUGAUGUUAAAAAAAAAAUGUAUUUUAUAAGCUAGACUAGACGAAAUAAAAAUAUUUUUAUUAA
Messenger RNA from Plodia interpunctella (Indianmeal moth), 5275 nucleotides. RefSeq lists its product as uncharacterized. The record is from RefSeq and is a predicted model, not a curated record. Gene Ontology annotation, biological process: positive regulation of DNA-templated transcription. NCBI's taxonomy places the organism in Eukaryota, Metazoa, Arthropoda, Insecta, Lepidoptera, Pyralidae. Bases 137 to 3769 code for a protein of 1210 amino acids. The transcript has 15 exons.